ACUCAAGUUACACUUCCAGAGCGUGUGGAUGUGUGUCUGAGUGUGUCCCGGUGUGUUUUGUCUGCUGUGUGUGUGUCUUUUGUGCGGUAGGGGUUUUCUAAGUCCACGCCUCGCUGGUUCCUGAUCGGCGCGUUCAGGAAAGCUCCGUUUUUUAUCACCACACAGCUCGGGUUGAGCAGACGUUACACGGCCAUGUCUGUGGGCGUCGAGUCCGGCUUCUCUAACGACGAGCUGCUCCACAUUCGCUUCCCCAUCCACCGCGCCUGCAGGGACGGGGACGUGGGCGCCCUGUGCUCGCUGCUCCAGCAGUGCUCCGCCUGCCCAGAGGACCUGGCCGCCGAGGACUCCUUCUACGGCUGGACGCCCAUUCACUGGGCGGCCCACUUCGGAAAGCUAGAGUGUGUGUUACGGCUGGUGCAGGUGGGCUGUGAGGUGAACGCGGUCACAUCCCGGUUUGCACAGACUCCGGCACACAUCGCUGCGUUUGGAGGUCACCCAAAGUGCCUCUUGUGGCUUCUCCAGGCUGGUGCUGAUAUCAACAGACAGGACUAUGUGGGUGAAACACCCAUCCAUAAGGCUGCAAGGGCAGGUAGCACGGAGUGCAUCAGUGCCCUGUUGAUAUCUGGUGCUAAACCGGAAUUGAGGAAUGCGAAUGGCCUGACUGCAGCCGGCCUGGCCCGUGCACAAGGCUUCCAGGAAUGUGCUCAGCUCUUGUCUAAUGCAGAGAAUCAGCUCAAGCAGCUCAAUGGGUUUGGCCAUAAUGGAACUGACCACACCCACGUCCAAGGGGGAGGUCUCCUUAAUGGGGUCAGUAGAAAGAGGCUCCUUGAUUGUUCAGAGCCCAGUCACCCCAAGAAAGCAAGAACUGACAGUAUGGAUUUCCCUGUGAAGGCACUGAAUGGAAUGGGGGAAGAGAUGGAGAGCAUGCAUGUGGAAUCUGCUCCAGACAAUCAAUCAGAAACAACCAUAGGUCUGAGGAACAGUCGCACGCAACAGAACAACAUUACCAUCAAUGGUGUCCCCAUAAACGGACACUGCCACCCAUCCCGCACCGAGCCUGUCCAUGCUGAGACUAGAAGCGACAUGUGCGGCUCGCUGCACCUCAGCGGCAGCCCCAGCAGCUGCGUUACUCUCAGGCCGUCCUGGGGCACGUUCGCUUCGGACUCCAGCGAACAUCUGCACUACGGGUAUUACCAUGGCUUCGGAGACACUGCGGAAGACCUGGAAGAUGCCAGCAGCCGCCACGAUCACAAUACGACCGUUAGGAUUGAGCAGUGCUACAAUCAGGAGGUGUUAAGCACCAUGCUGCUGUUUCAUGGCUCAUGAAUGGAAUCUGCUGGCUGGUUACAAUCCGUCCGUUCAAGUACAAAUGAUUGCAUUUAUUUGUAUUUUUUAUUAUUUUAUUUUUUUGUAGCCACCAGCCGCCUUAAACCAAGCGGUUUACCUUGACUUCUCUCUUGCACCUUAUCACAGCCACAGCAAGAAGUUGGUUUGUUUUUGAUGAAUUCUGGGGAAAACCUUUGUACCAAAGGGGACAAACUCUGUUUUUGUAUGUGACUAUUUUGAAUCCUUUAUUUUAUGGUAUGUUUGUGUAGUAGCCUAGCUGUGGAUUCUUUGUUCUGGUCCGUUAAACACCCCCAACUUUCUGAGAAUUGAAUUGAAUGCUCUUUGUAUAGUGUGAUUUGUGAAUUUUGCAUUGUUUUUUUUUUUUUUUCCCCUCUCCCCCCUUGUUUGAUUGUAGUAUUGGUGCCAGUACUUUUUUUCUACGAAGCUUGGCACUGUUAUGGAAAAUUUUGUACAGAGCUUUUUUGUGUUUCCUGUCAUUUGUGAGAAGCUCAGUUGAAUGGAUUUAUGAAUGGAUGUAAAAUGAAUUCUGACUGUAAAGAAGUACGUUUUUGAGAUUUUGGACAUUUGGACUUUGGUGAUACCUUUUGUGCAGUGCUAUAUAAAAUUUUGAGGCACAGAA
Messenger RNA from Pygocentrus nattereri (red-bellied piranha), 1966 nucleotides. It is a transcript of the gene ankrd10a, whose product is annotated as ankyrin repeat domain 10a. The coding region runs from base 193 to 1326 and encodes 377 amino acids. Lineage: Eukaryota; Metazoa; Chordata; Actinopteri; Characiformes; Serrasalmidae. Gene Ontology annotation, molecular function: protein binding. The transcript has 6 exons. The record is from RefSeq and is a predicted model, not a curated record.